This is a messenger RNA of Saccostrea cuccullata (small rock oyster), 1257 nucleotides long. RefSeq lists its product as uncharacterized. Lineage: Eukaryota; Metazoa; Mollusca; Bivalvia; Ostreida; Ostreidae. The record is from RefSeq and is a predicted model, not a curated record. The transcript has 5 exons. Bases 103 to 1257 code for a protein of 384 amino acids.
UCGAUUUCAUCCCUAGAACUUAACACAGAGUUCUCCCCAACAGUACACAGCAAUGAUUGUGCAUAAUUCUAUUGAUCUGUUUUGGUUCCUGGAGAUUCAAAGAUGAUGGAACCGCCCGAUGGGAAAACUGGAGCAAUGGCCGAUUUAACCGAUCAUUUACCAGGAUGGAUGAAAUGUAUCCAAGAAAGGCUUCGAGAAUGUAUGGAUUCCCUGUUUGGCAGACUUCCUGAAAAUGUAAAACGACAAGGGAUAGUGCUCCUAUAUAUUCUUAGCAUGGUAUUUUCUGUAAUUGGAGUAAUCACAUCAUUUCAGUACGUUUGGACAGCUUUCGCUUCCGAUCCACAUUCAAAUACUCUCUCACAUGACCCAACAAAAGAAUGUCGGAAGGGAGACGAAGAGUCAUGUCCAUGGUUCAUGAUUUUCACAGAAAUGAAAGACAAGAUAAAUGCGCUCGAAGAAAGUUUCAAAGAGCAAAUCUCACAAAGUGAGAACUUGGAACGAGACUUUCUGAACCAAUCAGAAUUGAAUUAUAUUCUAACUGAAAAGUUGAAGUUAUUUUUCGAAAAGUUAGAUAAUAUUACAUUGCACUGUGGAAGAGCUGAAGCACAGGCAGCUGAAAUAUCUUCAAGGAUGCUUUUCGAUGAGGUCAUUUUAUACUUCCUAUUGACCGUAGUAUUGUUUGAGAUUUUUACAAGGAUUAGACCCCAUAGUAGAGAAUGGAAGGAAGCCAUUGAGGUUAAUAUAAGGAGGUACUUGAAAAAAACAGAAGUAGCUCAUUCAGAUCAAAUGACUGGUAGUACGGCAUCAAGUCCAGAAGACGCAACAGAUAAUGGAUCUGAGCUUAUACCUAAUGGCGUCAUAAAAGAGGAGAAAGAAAAGAAGAAUGGAACACCUACGCAUACCGCACCAUCAACGCCUAAACACGGAGUCCUGAGGAACGAAAUGUGUAUCGUACUUUUCCGGAAAGAAUGCCUAAGUAUCUACAAUUCUGUUAUUGAAACACUUCUUUUUUAUUUCACAGAAAUUAAGAUCGCAUCUGCGCCUUAUUACGUCAUUGAAAAUUUUAAUGACAUCAGCAAAAUACCUUACGUUAAAUUGUUUAUUCUUGUGUGUGAUCACAACUUGAACUACGGGAGCGGAAGUAAGGAUAUAAGAUUAGCUACUAUCAAAGUACUUAAAACUUGGGGAGCUGUGCCAAAACAGAUCAAUAGAAUUAUGCAGAAUCAUUGCUGUGUACUGUUGGGGAGAACUCUGUAA